AGUGAAGAAAAAGCAAUUGGGAAGUAUUUUGACUCGGAAUUGGCAGCAGUAUAUAAUCUACGCUCUGCAGGAGACUCGGCUUCAAAGGGGUAAAACCUUGUUACGGCUGCGGCGUAAGGCGAACGGAAGGCCGCCGCCGGGACCUAGGGUUUAGUUUAGCCAUGGCGGCGGAGGACCAGGCUCCUCGUACUGAGCCCCGCCCUGACAAGGCUAAGAAGCGGAAGAAGCCCAAGAAGGACAAAUGGGGCCAGCCUCUCUCCGCCGCCUCGCCCGAGGUAGAGCCGUCCGUGGAGCCGGCGCAAGAGCCACCGGCGAAGGGCGUCGCGCCGGCGGCAGCGCCGGAGGGCUAUGAGCCCAGCAAGGUGGUGGCUAGCGGCUUGCCGUACACGACCACCGAGGCGGACAUCCGGAAGCUGUUCGAGUUCUACGGCCCCCUCGGGUCGGUGCAGCUCUCUCGCUUCCCGGACUCCGGCAACUUCCGCGGCCUCGCCUUCGUCUGCUUCGAGUCAGAUGAAGAUGCAGUGAAGUCUCUUGAGCUUGAUGGAUUCAAAAUUGGUAACAGAUAUAUGAGGGUUGAAAGAUGCAGAGUUACUGCUAGCUCAAAUAAGAAAAGGAAGACAGAGUUCCAAUCCGACCCUGAAAAGUCUCUGGGUUGCCUUUCCGCAUAUGUGGGCAAUCUCUCAUGGAAUGUUACAGAAAAGGACUUGCGAGAUUUCUUCAAAUCAUCGAAGAUUGCCUCGAUAAGAUUUGCCAUCGAUAAAAGCACUGGAGGUUCUCGUGGCUUCUGUCAUGUUGAUUUUCAAGACGACGAAUCGCUUGAGAAAGCUGUAGCGAUGAAUCAGUCUGAACUGCAAGGCAGACCUGUCAAAGUUGCAUAUUCAGUUAGUAACAGGGGCUGAAGAGUAAAGAGAAUCCAUCGUCAAUUUUUUGUACUUGUGAGCUUGUAGUGUUACGGUUUUGGUUAAGCUUUUCAUUCGUUUGGAUGAAGAUUUUGGAGUCAAAUCCAUGGUGCCGAUUCUUGCACCAAACUUGUGGCAAAUGUAAUCCUUAUGUAACAGAUACUUAGCAGUUGUACCACCUCAACUUCUUGCACUGCAUAAGGAUAAUUGAGAGUUAGGAUACUAUUGAUGAGAAAGUUCGAGUUUAUUAAA
Molecule: messenger RNA, 1151 nt
Organism: Panicum hallii
Lineage: Eukaryota; Viridiplantae; Streptophyta; Magnoliopsida; Poales; Poaceae
Product: nucleolin 1-like
Exons: 3
Coding region: 162-899 (245 amino acids)
Molecular function (GO): RNA binding
Source: RefSeq, a predicted model, not a curated record